Panonychus citri (citrus red mite) is the source of this 414-nucleotide messenger RNA. Its product is annotated as DNA-directed RNA polymerase I subunit RPA12-like. NCBI's taxonomy places the organism in Eukaryota, Metazoa, Arthropoda, Arachnida, Trombidiformes, Tetranychidae. The transcript has a single exon. Gene Ontology annotation, molecular function: zinc ion binding; nucleic acid binding; DNA-directed RNA polymerase activity. The coding region runs from base 1 to 414 and encodes 137 amino acids. Gene Ontology annotation, biological process: DNA-templated transcription; termination of RNA polymerase I transcription. The record is from RefSeq and is a predicted model, not a curated record. Gene Ontology annotation, cellular component: RNA polymerase I complex.
AUGUCGGCCAUACGAAGUAGUUUUCGAUCCAACCAUCAUGCUGCUGAAUUCUGUGCUACAUGUGGAGCCAUUUUACCUUUGCCAAGUGGAGGAAGUUCUUUCAAUUUACUUAAAUGUAUCGCUUGUGGUCACGCAAUUAGCAUCAGUGUUUUCGAUGGAACCACUUCAAUGACUAAAAUUGUCUUCAAUAAAAGUGAUAAUAUGUUGGUAGAGAAAAAGGGAAUGAACAAAGGGCCAGUUGUCGAAAGGAAAUGCAGGAAGUGUCCAUCAGAGAAAAUGUUCUACUUUACUCUACAAACGAGAUCCGCUGAUGAAGGACAAACAGUUUUCUACACUUGUUGUGAAUGUGGUUCUCAGGAAAACGAAAAUUUUAAUUGUUGUAUAUUAACCUUUCUUUUGUUUAUAAUCGAUUAA